AUGGGGCAAUAUUUUGAGUAUCGCCAGCAAUGGAACAUUGUUAACUACGUUCAAUUAUUCGUAUUCAGUGUCUCUUUGGUAUUGACAAUGGUGUUGAUGGGAGCCAGAAAAACGCAACUCACAUAUUAUAAAGGGAAUACUAAGGUCGCGUUCAUCCUUGUUUACGAGAUUUUGCAAGUUGCUGGUGCUAUUCUUGGCUUGGUAUUCAUGCAUUUGAGUAAAUUCAAUUCUACGAUUUACAUCAUUUGCUACGUCUUUGAUUCUGCUGCCAUUGGAUUUUUGAUUCAAGUUGUUUACAGUGGCUUUGAAAUGAUUCACGCCAUAUCAGGAUCCGACCUCAAAAUUUCUGCAGAAAGUAGACUCUUAUCCACGCUACUUCUCGCAGGAAUGGCCACUUACACAGCAGGCUCUUCAAUUUUAUCUAACGGUAAUGCCGACACCUCUUACUUAUUGAUGAAAAUCGGAGGUUUUUUGUUUUUGGCAGUGACAGUACUCAUCUUUUUGAGUCUCGUUCGGCUUAAAACCCAAAGUUCUAAUGCAUCUGUGUUGUUGUUCCUCACGAUUGUUUUCGUAAUUGUUCAGAUCAUCUAUUCCUUAAUUGUCUCAUUCCACAAGGCGAUGAUUUCCACAGACCAGUCGACCAAAUUCAUUUCCAAAGACGUUGAGAACAAUCCCAAAUAUUUGUUGUACUUUGGCGAUUAUAAGUACUAUCUUUUCAUGUCAUUGAUGAUGUCCAUAUGUUCUACUUUCACCUUGGUAUUUUCCUUUUUCGCGAUGACGAAUUUUGAAGUCCCAGCAAAAGAAGACGAACUUUCGAUGGCCUCUCAAGCUGUCUAG
Messenger RNA from Saccharomycopsis crataegensis, 837 nucleotides. RefSeq lists its product as uncharacterized. The record is from RefSeq and is a predicted model, not a curated record. NCBI's taxonomy places the organism in Eukaryota, Fungi, Ascomycota, Saccharomycetes, Ascoideales, Saccharomycopsidaceae. The transcript has a single exon. The coding region runs from base 1 to 837 and encodes 278 amino acids.